Molecule: messenger RNA, 255 nt
Organism: Triticum turgidum subsp. durum (durum wheat)
Lineage: Eukaryota; Viridiplantae; Streptophyta; Magnoliopsida; Poales; Poaceae
Source: the annotation of a GenBank genome assembly
AUGUUGUCCUUGCUGCCGCGUGCCAUGGCGAGCUCCACCAGCAGCGCCGCGGCGUCGGCCGCCGUGCUCCCGGAGACGGACUCGGGGUACUUGGAGGCCGCACGCCCACUUAGGCAAUUUCUCGCGAUCUUGCAGGCGAUAUCAUUGGACACCACAUCCCACAGGCCGUCGCUUGCCAGUAUGAGGAACUCGUCUUUGUCCGUCCGGUCCAUGACGGUGACUUCUGGUUCCGCUAUCACAUAUGGCUUCAGGUAA